Messenger RNA from Aspergillus nomiae NRRL 13137, 2676 nucleotides. RefSeq names its product non-specific serine/threonine protein kinase. NCBI's taxonomy places the organism in Eukaryota, Fungi, Ascomycota, Eurotiomycetes, Eurotiales, Aspergillaceae. Gene Ontology annotation, biological process: protein phosphorylation. The record is from RefSeq and is a predicted model, not a curated record. The transcript has 5 exons. The coding region runs from base 1 to 2676 and encodes 891 amino acids. Gene Ontology annotation, molecular function: ATP binding; protein kinase activity.
AUGCCGCCUCCCAGGACGAGAGCGGAGGUUCAUGCCCAAAAACAAAAGGAGAAGCUCGCCCAGUCCUACCAUGAAUUACUCGAGGAAUUCUCUUCAAAGGAUCUUCGGAGUGUAGGGAACUAUACACUCGGAAGGCUAAUUGGGAAAGGUUCCUUCGGCAAGGUUUACCUGGCGUCCCAUAAGCUCACUAAUGGCUCCAAGGUUGUGCUCAAGUCCUCAAGUAGAGAGGAUACGAAUCUGCCGCGCGAGAUUCAUCAUCAUCGUCAGUUUCUGCAUCCUCACAUUGCCCGCCUCUACGAAGUUAUCGUGACGGAGAAGCUGGUUUGGCUGGUGUUGGAAUAUUGUCCAGGUGAUGAACUCUACAACUACCUUCUUCGUCAUGGCCCACUACCCGUUGACAAGGUCAAAAGGAUUUUCACGCAACUUGUCGGUGCGGUGGCCUACGUUCACAGCAAAUCUUGCGUCCACCGGGACCUGAAAUUGGAGAAUAUUUUACUAGACAAACAUGAGAAUGUCAAACUAUGCGAUUUUGGGUUUACUCGGGAGUAUGAGGGCAAAGCAAGCUACCUACAAACAUUCUGUGGUACGAUAUGUUAUAGUGCCCCGGAGAUGUUGAAGGGUGAGAAGUAUGCAGGCGAAAAGGUCGACGUGUGGAGCUUGGGCAUCAUUUUAUAUGCUCUCCUCGCUGGGGAGCUUCCCUUCGACGAGGACGACGACCAAGUUACCAAGACUCGGAUCCUCACGGAGGAUCCUGUCUACAAUGACAGAUUUCCGGAUGAUGCAAAAACUCUUAUAAACUUGCUCUUAUCAAAGCGCCCUCUGAUCCGGCCGAGCCUAGACGAAAUUUUGGCGCACUCGUUCCUUGCCGAACAUGCCCCGGACCAAUUGGCAAUAUUGAAAAUCCCACGACCUGCUCCUUUUACCACGCCACUAGAGAAGACAACCUUGCAGCGGAUGAAAAGUGCCGGCGUCAAUAUUGAUGAGGUGGUCGACAGUGUCCUUGCUCAACGAUGCGACCCACUCGCCGGUUGGUGGGCAUUGCUGAUUGAAAAAGAACAACGGAAGGAGCAAAAACGAGAGCGUAAGCGAAGGGAGCGAGAAGCUGAAGCGAAGAAUAUUCGUCGCCUGAGCGCAGCCAGCAGCCGGCUAGAGAAAAUUUCAGCCGCCCUUGUGGAAGUUGAUGAGGAGGGGCAUGCCUCCCUGAAUGCACCUCUCCAGGAGCGCGGUCGCAGGGAUCGACGGAGUUUACCUUCGCAGCUUGCUGUACCUGAGUUGCCUAGUCUACCGGAGCCAGUUCCCAUCCAAUCCCCAGCUUCUAGCAAUCCGCCUCCUCCCGUUGACAAAGACUCUGUUAGGUCUGCUAGUUCUACCCGACACCGCCCGUUACCACCUCCCAAGGAUAGAAGACGUUCAAGCAGGCCAAGUACAUUGCAUGUAAGCGCCUCUCAACCCGAAUUAGCCCAACAUAAUGGGAUCUUCAGACGUCGCACUGGGCGCCGUCAGUAUCCAAUCCUCAGUCAACUGGCGUCCCUUAAACAUUGGUUUGUCGAGUCUACGAAGAGAGCCAAGUCCCCCCACACCAAGGCUGCUGGUGCACAAGGGACCCAUCGCAAGUUUCUUUCGGACAAGCUAAGUCCGUCCAAAGGGCAGGAUACCGGGAAGAAAUCUGCGCAGUCUUCUUCGACUGGCCCCACAACGGGAGAGUUGUCGACACCGACACAGAUAAAGCGCGCUUCCAAUGCCAGCAGCCUGGCCCGCAGUAGUACUUCCUAUCCCAAUCACCGCCACUCUUAUCCUCGCCAGACUCGACCUUUGAGCACCAAUGCAAGUCACCGGAACUCCUUGUCUCCCUCUCCAAUCACGCCUCGGGGUUCCUACAGGCGAUCCUCUGCUGGCCUGCGAGGCCGCAAGUCAACCUCGUCUUCGAUUUCCUCUAUUCGCAGCAUCCACCAUACUCACACGCAUUCAAAGGCGUCGUCUGUUUCGUCAAACAGCAUCGGCUCAGCAUCAACCCCGACAGCUCGGGCCUCCAGAUCCCCUCAUUCCUCCGUUAAAGUUCUCCCUACCACUCCCAGCGCCUCGUCCCGUUUUCCCAGCAAUAUCCGCUUGGUUAGAGGCAUGAACAGUGGGUUCCAAGAGGUGGAUGAUCCCAAUGGUAGAAUGACUUCUAUAUUUAACGAAUCGGCACCUGCCCCCUUAUUAUAUUCGCCGUCGUCAAGUCUUGUGUUUGCACGCCGCAAACGAUCUGCAUUCAAGGGGCCUAUGGUCCACACUGCGAAUCUCAUGGUCUCUGGCGGCAUGGCUGCCCCGGAGUUUCCCCGUAGUGGUGCCGCCGUCGUGGAGACCUCAAACGCAGCUCGACCUGUGGCGCGAAAGAGCCAAAUCAUAGAAGAAGACAUAGAGGAAGAUGAAGAUAUCGAAGAAGUCGACGCAUUUACGGGAACCGAAGAGGAGCCUGGAUCACCCACUGAAAUGAAGACAGAUGAACACAUAGGGUUGGAGUAUGCUAGUGACUUGUCUGGGCGAAGCUCUAAGCCGGUUCUAGCCCCAGCUCCUGACCUUGAUACCAGUCCAUUGCGUCCCCCACGUUCAUCUUCACUCAAGACAUCAAAGCUGAACGCAGCAACUGGCAAUUCUCCGAGAUCGGUGCGUUCCGGGAAGAGAGCCGUGACAUAA